GUAAUAUGAAAAAAAAAAAAAAAAACACACGCGUCCGCAUACAAUCGUUCCACGUUUCGAUUCGAGAUACUUCGUAUUAACCAUUUCUUCUGAGUUUUUCCUCUCGACAUUUUGGGAUCUCGUAGUCGUCGCCUCAACAAUUUUGCAUCGAAACGUUUUGGUUUCAUAGAAGACAAUGGCUGGUCAUAUAGUUUACAAGGGCCCGAGUGUCAUAAAGGAGAUCAUUAUCGGGAUCGGCCUCGGCAUGGUGGCCGGAGGAUUUUUUAAAAUGUACCACUGGGAAGAGCAACGGAAGACUAGGGAGUUCUAUGAUCUUCUCGAGAAGGGUGAGAUCACCGUCGUUAGAGAAGAUGAGUAGACUAAAUCCCUUAAUUCUUUAAUUCUUGCUCGUGCAAUAAUUUCGCAAAUCAAUUGCUAUGCAUAGCUGCAAAUUCUUUGUUUCCCGAUCUCUUUGUAGUUUAGCUGCUCCUACAAUAAGAGCUUGAUUAUGCAAUGACACAACAGUUUCAAAUCCAUAGAUUCAAAUGUUUGGUUACCUUUUGCUUAUUUGUUGAACUAACAAGUAGGGGGAGGCUGUGUUCUCGAAGAUGGUAACUUCUAGAACAAUCUAGAUUCUAGUGUCUAGUAUAGAGACCUCUCCUUUUCUUAUCGUAUUUCAGGUUCAUAUAUUAUUUCAUCGGGGAGGCAUCAUAGUGUGGGACACAUUAGUGUGUUUGAGAACUAAAUAAAUUGAUAAAUAUUCCAAUUCUGGCCUAGGUGCUUUCUUUUUUAUUUUAUCAGUGCACGUUUCGUGUUCCUUUAUGAACACGAACAUGUGCACAUACUUGUAUAUAAAAUUGGGAACCAUAGUAUCUACCCGUAGAUUUUAGGAAGAUAUGUCGUAUCAGUUGCAAUCGGAACAUGUUCCGAUUUCGUGCUUGGUUCACCUUUAAGUUUAUAGUGCUACUAGUUGAAAGGUAUAAAUUUACUAUAUAUACUAAUAUACAUUAUCAAAUAGUUAAAUUUUCAUAAUUUUAAAGAAUUUUAGAUAAAUAUUCUUGAUUUAUUUUAAAAUGAGUACUUAUAUAAUUAAAAUUUUUAACUAUGGGUAUUUUGGUAUGCAAUAGUAUGAAAUAAAGGUAUGAUAUGUUUAACUAAAAUACUAACCUUUUACUAUGUCAUAUUAAUAUCAUGUUUCGUAGAAUGCAUCAAAAUAUUUGUAAAAUAUAUUUGUUGUUUGGUAUGAUGUAUUCAGAUAUAAAGUUAAUAAUACUUAUAAUUAUGAUUUGUAUUACGUAUAUCAUCUUCUUAGGCGGUAUACAAAAUUACUCAAAUUUAUUUAAUAUUUUCAGGCUUUUGAUUUAUAAAGGGUCGUGUGCUUUGUAUCAAACAAGAUAUUGGGGGUGACAUAGAUAUAUUAUAUCAUUAGUACCAAUCGAGCCCUAUAAGUAUGUCAAAAUCUUUAAAGAAUAGUCCCAUCGGUACAUCUGACGACAACAACAACAACAACAAUUGCAGGUUAAUUGCAUGUAAUAUCACAAACUUUGAAAAAAAUCAAUUUUCCCCACAAACUUAAAAAAUUAUCAAAUACUUUCAAAACUUUUCAAACUCCCCAUGUCAACUUUCAUGAUAAUUACAAAUCUACCCUGCAUUCAUACAAAUUAUAGAAAGACCCCCAUAUAUGUUCAAUAUUCGUAUAAAAUUAAAAAAGAACCCCAACAUGAUAUUAUUUUAGGCAAAAUUAUCCUCAUGAAUUUUUCUACAAUUAUAAAGCAAUUUUAUAAAAUCAUAAAAAUAGCCCAACAUGCUUCCGUAUCACUUCAAAAUUAAUAUAAACAUAAAUCAACUUUAUACCUUUAGUCGAAUGGUUUUCUUCAGUAGUCAGUUCCUAUUGCGUUUUACGGACCGUCUGCCCUCAAGGCUCCGUCCAACUAUGUGCUCGCAAGGGAUGGUUGCAACCUUCCUCCUUCACUAAGUUCCGACGUAUUUACUAAAUCGGAAAGUUGAGCAAAAACAAAGCGUUUAAAGAGACAAAAUAUUUAAUUUAUUUCAUAAAAUCUCCCUAAGGGAGGAGACAAACAUGUUUAGCUACUCAUUAGUAGCUAACACUUGUGUACAUAAAAUUAAAAGAACUAAAACUUAAAAAAAAAAAAAAAACUUUGAAAACUAAAAUUUUAAUUUUACAAAGAUAUAUUUCUAGAGAGAGUGUGUUGUGUGAAGUUGUGAUGAUUUUUCAAUGAUCCUCCUUUCUCUCCAAAGCUUGAGUUUUAUAGAGGUUUGAUGCCAUCUAUUUCCCUUGGUGGUUGGCCUUGGAUUCAUUUUCUAAGUGGCCAGCUUGUGUUGAAUGUGAUGGCCAUUUUCUUUUGUCGGUCAUGAUUGCCGACACUUGUUAGUGCCUUCACAUGGGGGUGGACCAUUCCUUUGUUAUCUUGUGAUAAUGCUGGUAGGGGCCAACUACUUCCAUCCUCCACUCACCUUUGUCGUCUGCUUUUGGUGAGUGGUCUGUAGUUCCACCUAAGGCUGGUAAAUCGGUGCCGGUUUUUCGGUUAAAAUCGUAACCGACCCGGUUCGGUUACCGAUUAGUAUUUCAGCUUUAAACCGGUUAAUCGGUUUAACCGGUCGGUUAACCGGUUAAAUUGAUUAACCGAUUUUUUUAAUUAAAUUAAUUAAUUAAUAUUAUAUUAUAUUAAAAUUUAAAAAACCCCACAAAUAGUUAGGGUUUGAGACUUUGAAAUUGAGUCUGUCUUUCCCCUUGCUUGCUUCCCAUUCCCACCGGCGCCUCCCUUGCCUCCCACCAGCACCGGCGUCGCUGUCUCCCCCCGGUGCUCAGCCAGUCAGCCUGCACUCCGCCGAGUCGCCGACGCUCUCCCAGUCCCUGGUCCGCCGCUGGCCCGCUGCAUUUGCUAUCACCGACCGCAGCCCGCCACCCCAGCUACCGUCACCUCGUUCACCGCACUCCGCCGGCGCCACUCCCUCCGCCUUGUUCUUCUUCUUCUCGGCGAUAACUCAUUCCGCCAGCGUCACUCCCUCCGCCAGCGACCAGCAUCGCCCCCUCCGCCGGCAUCGCUGCUGUGCAUUCAGGUAUUAACGAAUAACAAUCUCUUCUUUUCUUUCUUUUUUUAGGCAUCGUCCUAUUUGGAUUUUGGAGGUGGUGACUUGGUGUUGGAGAUGAUAUACUAUUGUUGUCUGCUAAAUGCUGAUUGGAGUUUGGGUGCUCAAUUGCUCAUAGUUUUGUGUAAAUAGCUAUUGUAAUUGUAAAUUUUGUGUCAAUAGCUCAUCAAGCAAAUCAGUUAGCUGCUGUAGCCUGUAAAUAGCUGCUGUAAAUUACUAGAUUUUGUGAAAAUAGCUGCUGAUUAGUGUAAAUUUUUGUGUGCAUAGCUGCUGUAAAUAGUUGCUGUGAAUUGUGAUAGAGUGAGACUUUGAAAGAGUAUUUUAAUUUUGUAAAAUAGUUGCUGGUGUAAAUAGUUAUGUUAGAUGUAAAUAAUGGCUUGAUAGUUGCUGGUGUAUUUUAAUUUUAUAGAUAGUUGCUGUAAAUAAUUUCGUGGAAUAGUUGCUGUUAUGGCUUUGAUAAAUUUUGGUUUCGAUA
Salvia miltiorrhiza (redroot sage) is the source of this 3565-nucleotide messenger RNA. Its product is annotated as cytochrome c oxidase subunit 5C-like. NCBI's taxonomy places the organism in Eukaryota, Viridiplantae, Streptophyta, Magnoliopsida, Lamiales, Lamiaceae. The transcript is spliced from 2 exons. Bases 176 to 358 code for a protein of 60 amino acids. The record is from RefSeq and is a predicted model, not a curated record.